UGAGUUUCAUCCACUGAGACUUUCUGGAGUCGAAAUGAGCACAUAACCAGCAUCAGCGCGCACAGAGAGUCAUUUGGGAACUGCGCGCGGAGAGUGUGUGAGAGUGUAAACGCCUACGAGUUUCAUGCAGUGUUUGUGGGACAAAGUGGACUUUAUGGACCUAAAGGAAGGGAUGAACCGGUCUGGUGUGAGCGACCCGAACGCGGGAUGGUGUGAGAACGGCACGGAGGAGGUGGCGACACCGGGGAAGCUGGCGCUCGGCAUCGAGGCGGACAACGUGGUCGCCCUGCUCGCUUUCGCGCUCAUCUUCGCUCUGGGUGUCCUGGGCAACUCGGUGGUGAUCGCGGUGCUGGCGCGCAGACGUCCCGGAGCGCCGCGCGGCACCACCAACAUCUUCAUCCUGAACCUGAGCGUGGCCGACCUGUCCUACCUGCUCUUCUGCGUGCCCUUCCAGGCCACCGUGUACGUGCUGCCCACCUGGGUUCUAGGCGCGUUCCUCUGUAAGUUUACGCACUACUUCUUCACCGUCUCCAUGCUCGUGAGCAUAUUCACGCUCUCCGCCAUGUCCGUGGAUCGCUACGUUGCCAUCGUGCACUCUCGCAGGUGCUCCGGGGUGCGCGUGGCUCGACACGCCGUGCGCGCCAUCGCCGUGAUCUGGGCGCUGUCGCUGGCCAUGGCGGCCCCCGUGGCGCAUUACCAGAACAUCAUCAAGCCCAAGGAGAACGACACGUACUGCUGGGAGCUGUGGCCGAGCGCGCGGGACAGGAAGAUCUACGUGGUGUGCACGUUCGUGUUCGGCUACGUUCUGCCGCUGCUGCUCAUCUCCUUCUGCUACGCCAGCGUUUUAAACCACUUACACAAAAAGCUGAAGAACAUGUCCAAAAAAUCAGAGGCAUCUAAGAGGAAGACGGCACAGACAGUGUUGGUGGUUGUGGUGGUGUUCUGCCUCUCCUGGCUUCCUCAUCACAUCGUCCAUUUGUGGGUGGAGUUUGGCUCAUUCCCUUUGAACCAAGCCUCUUUUACGUUCCGCGUCAUUGCGCACUGCCUGGCCUACAGCAACUCUUCUGUGAACCCCAUCAUCUACGCUUUCCUCUCUGAAAAUUUCCGGAAGGCAUACAAGCAAGUGUUCAAGUGCCAGAGCAAAGGGGGAUCUCCAUCCAACAACGUUAAGGGAGUACGCAGCAAAGCUGAGAUGCCACCGAUCACCAACUGUACCAGCGUUUAAUGGAUACUCACUGCAUGUCAAAAGGAAAAAGAGCAUUUUCUUUCUCAACAUAAUAAAUCCUGACCUGGGCUAAGGACCAUGAAAGACAAUUAAACUACUAUAUGUAUAUAAAUCCUCCCUUAUGCAGUAUGUACAGUAUACAAUCUUUUGCCCUAAUAUUCGUGCCUGUCCUCACGUGAUGUGAUUUCCCCAGCCUGGUUUCCAUGUCAAUUUGCUUCUUGUAAAAACAGCCAUUUAGGGCAUGAGAGGAAAUUCUUGGUGGAGGAGUCCGGAACGAGUAGAAGGAAAGUGAGCAUUGUGAAGGGCAUUUUGGUAUUUUGUGUGGACAGAAAAUGGAGAAAAAAAAUGAGAACACUGAGAUCUCUGAAGAUCUGAAGCUUUGUCUUUAUGAUCUGUGUUGGAAAUCCCUUCUGGUCUGAGGAAAUAUAAUUAAUGCAGUAGAGCAAUUGUGCGCUUUUCAAAUCCUCGUCAUGGACAUUAGGCAUUGGCAGCUCUAACUCCUGCCUACUCUCUUCAUCCAAACAGUCAAUGUGUCCAAUAUUUCCAUUAGAGAUGCUCCACCAUGUCUCCUAUUGGAACAUGGAGAAAGGGAUGGAUGGACACCUCUUUCUCUAUAUCUCUCUCUCUCUCUAUCUCUCGCUAUCUGACCUCUUUAUUUAUCUCCUCACAGAGCUUGAUGAGGUUGUGUUAAGAUGACCGGACUGGCUGUACUAUUAAAAACAACACUGCCACCGUGAUGCUUGGCCUCAAACUAAGGAUACAGAGUUAAUAAUCAAUAAAACACUCAAUCCAUUAAGAAAAAAAAAAAAAUAAGCUACCAGUAUAGUGUAGUAUCAAACACAAACAUGAGUCCAAUGACAAUCUAAAUGAGGGUUCCAAAAGCCCCCAAAAUCCCAGCUAAAAAUCAGAGAAAACCAGAGGACGUAUGUAUAAAUGAGCCAUGUUCUCUAAUAACGUUCAUAUUAGUUUUGUAUUCACCAUAUCCUGUCAAAGUCCGCUCACUUGCCAAUGUCUAUAUGAAUUUGACCACAAUGUCUACCCUUUCAAUGUGAAGUGAAUGGAGCUGCUCUUGGGUAAAUCUACAUAAGCCUGUCCUUCAACAAUCACAAGGUUGACAUUUCUUGUCACUUCCCACAUUGUAUGCAUCAAAUACAAUGUAUACACCAGGGGCAUAACCUGGCCUAGACAUUGGGGCUGUAGCGCUGAAGAUUUUAUCUUUAGCUCCGAAUAAUUCUCCACUUGGAGCGGUUUGUCACAAUGUAACUGAUUGUCAGUAAAAGAAGACGGUAGUGUUGUAAAUUUGUGGAGUGUUGUAUUUUAUCUGCAAGACCAGUCAGACCAGGUUUACAGGAAAAUACGUGGAAUUGGUUGACAGGUCUCAAUUCUGCCAAAUGCUGGCUCACACAGUCAGUUAUUGUGAGGGGGAAAUGGAUACAUACUGAUUUUUACCCGUUAAGGGAUUGAAACUGAAACACUAACAUCCUCUCAUGCUGAGCCAGGUGUUUAAAUGUCUAUAUGAGUUCCAAGUUACGUGAAUAUGAUAUGAGCAGAGCUUUAGGACUGCUAACAUGCGUUCCAUGGCACUGUAGCAUCUAAACCCAUACAAUGAUAGCUUAGUUAUACAACCACUUGGCUAGUGACACCAAACUAGCCUAAUCUCAGGUUAGAUAGACAAAAAGUUUUAUAUUUUAUCGGCCUGGUAGUCCUGAUAAAUGAUCGAUCAAAACUUUUUGUCCAAUUUUCAUAUUUUUUAAGCAAUUGGCCCUUACAUGCAAGAAAAAAAUGCAUGGGGACAGUCUAUUUAGAAAUACAAGGUUUUUUAUGCAGAAGAAUCUGGGCUCAGUCCCGAUGGUUAACAGUCCAGCUAACGACCCUGGUAUACACACUCGAAUGGUUUCAACCAUUAAGUGAAAACUAGCCCCAUGAGCUACAACUCAUUUAAAUUCAGAAGCAAGCUAAUAUGUACAAACCUACCUAAACGUGAAAGUUAACUAGUGUGUGAAAGCUAACCUAGCAAGAAAAAGCUCACAUUCCAAGCAACCUAGUGAGUAAAAGCUUACCUAACUUUUACUCAGUAGCUAGCUUACAAGCGAUUGCUAAAUUGCAAAACACCAAACAUAUCUUGACUUCAUUUUAUUAUAUUAAUAAAUUAUCUCAGAACCAUUGCAUUAAAAUGAGAAUUCUGCAAAGCUCCAACUAAACCAUAACAUCAUUCUCUCUGAUAUGGUUUCACGUGUCUAUGUUUUCAAAAAUGUUUCUAUUCAAACUUUCACAAUUCGUCAAGCAUGUUUACUGAAUAAGUUUCACUGCAUGUGAUAAGAUCCACUGCUGUAAAUAUGAACUUUUGUGCAAAUACCUUGUGCAUGUUUCAUGUGUGUAUGUGUUUAUUGUGCCUUUAUUUAUGACCUUAUGACAUUGUUGUACAUUAUUGAGAAGAAAUGUGUGUGCCUCUUUUCACGGAGUACCCCAUGUGAAACUGUGUAUUCAGCCACUUGGCUAAUGUAACGAUACAGAAGUUGCUUGCUUUCUGGUGAAGUCAAUAGUGUGUGUUUAAACUGAAUCUGAGGUACACACUUAAAUAAUAAAGUGUGAGUUAAAGUGUGAGUUAAAGUGUGUAUGU
Molecule: messenger RNA, 3845 nt
Organism: Ictalurus punctatus (channel catfish)
Lineage: Eukaryota; Metazoa; Chordata; Actinopteri; Siluriformes; Ictaluridae
Product: galanin receptor type 1
Exons: 3
Coding region: 125-1225 (366 amino acids)
Biological process (GO): neuropeptide signaling pathway; negative regulation of adenylate cyclase activity; positive regulation of cytosolic calcium ion concentration
Cellular component (GO): membrane
Molecular function (GO): galanin receptor activity
Source: RefSeq, a predicted model, not a curated record